Ricinus communis (castor bean) is the source of this 1706-nucleotide messenger RNA. RefSeq names its product stemmadenine O-acetyltransferase. Lineage: Eukaryota; Viridiplantae; Streptophyta; Magnoliopsida; Malpighiales; Euphorbiaceae. The record is from RefSeq and is a predicted model, not a curated record. Bases 329 to 1636 code for a protein of 435 amino acids. The transcript has a single exon.
CUGUAUAAGUAAAUGUACAUAGAUACAUUUUAUUGGCUUAGAAUGAAAUUAGAAUUGAAAAUUUCACCAUUAUGAAGAUGACUCUAGUAUACCAAUGAGUUAAAGUUUUGUAUAUUUUGAGUAUAUAAUAUAAAUAUUAUCAUCUCUAAAUCUCUAGAUUAGUUAGAUUAACUGUAGAGAUAAAAUAAAAAAAGAAGAAGUAAUUAAGUCUGCAUUCAAUUAUUCUGCUCUAUAAAUAUGCUUUCCUGGCUUUCAAUUGCUUCUAAGAAGAGAGAACUUUUGAUCUUCAGCGAUUGCCAAAAAGAAAAAAAAAAAAAAAGAAAAACGAAUGGGGGUUGAAGUAGAGUUCAUUUCCCAAGAGCUAAUCAAGCCAUCGUCUCCUACACCUGACCAUCUUCGCCAUUUUCAGCUCUCCUUUCUUGAUCAAAUCCAAGUCCCAGUUUGGAUGCUUUUUGUCUUAUUUUACUCUAAAGAACCUAACACUAGCAACUUAGCAAGAUGCAACCAAUUAAAGAAAUCCCUAUCAAAGACUUUAACCAUAUUCUAUCCACUUGCUGGACGUGUAAAUAACAACACCUCUAUCCAUUGUAACGAUGAAGGUGUCCUCUUUGUUGAAGCUCAAGCAAAUUGUCAACUCUCAGACAUUCUUCGGAACGCUAACCCUAGCGACAACAACAAGCUCAUUCCUCUUCCACUUGAUGAUGGCAAAGGUUUGGCAGCUUUUCUCCAAGUUACUUUCUUUACCUGUGGUGGUUUAGCCAUUUCUCUUGCUAUGUCCCAUAAGCUCGGUGAUGCCUUGUCAAAGUUGAUAUUCCUCAACUGUUGGGCUGCCAUCACUCGAGGAGAUACUGAUCCUAAUAUCAUCGGUGUCUCUCCUUCCGGUUCAGCCACCCUCUUUCCACCCAAAAUCCUUUCUGGGUUUGACGCUGGGGCUGCCAUUGUGAAAGAUAACAUUGUCACAAAAAGGUUUGUCUUUGAUUCUUCCACCGUAUCAGGACUUCGAGCUAAAUAUAAGCAUAAGAAUGGCUGCAGCGUGUCCAGAGUGGAGGCUUUGGCUGCUUUCAUAUGGAGCCGCUUCAUGGCUGCCACCCAGGCAGAUAGAACUGAUAAUAAGCUCUACAUGGUGCUUCAUGCGGUGAACUUGCGGCCAAGAAUGGAACCGCCUCUCUCAAAUCUGUAUUUUGGUAAUAUCACCAGAAUAGCCACCACAAUGGCUGACAUGAAUGCGAAAGAUGACGAGUGUUAUGGAAUUGUGAGCCGGAUGAACAAUGCCAUAAGAAGUGUGAACGCAGACUUUGUGAAAAGCCUUCAAAAGAGCGAUGGCCACUUGAAUUUCCUCAAGGAGGAGGCAGGGAAAAUAACCAAAGGAGAGCUGAUUCACUUUGCCUUCACUAGCUUGUGCAAAUUUCCUGUAUAUGAAAUUGAUUUCGGAUGGGGAAAACCUGUGUGGGUAGGUUCAGCUUGCUUGGUUUUCAAGAAUUUAGCUCUUUUCUUUGACACUAAAGAAGGGAACGGGAUUGAAGCAUGGAUUAACUUGAAGGAAGAAGACAUGGCUAAAUUUGAGCUGGAUGAGGAGCUUCGUGCACAUAUUACUUCGACUCCGAAUGGCAAUUCCAAUACUAAAUCAAGGUUAUGAGCCAAAUAUCUGGCUACUUGUUUAAGUAAUCAAAACAAAUAAAUCAUUUACCAAUUUCUAUUACUUCAAA